AUGGAGGUGGUGGUGCUGGUGGCAAUGAAAGGUAGUGUUGAUGGCAAUGGAGGUAGUAACAGUGGAGGUGAUGAGUCGUGGAGAUGGUGGUGGGGGGUGGAGGGUGACGGUAGCAUUGUAGGUGAUGGUGGGGGUGGCCAUGAAGUGGUCACGGCAGCAACGAUGAUGGUGAUGAACGGUUGUGGUAGAGGUGAUGGUAGAGGUGGUGAUUGUGGUGGUAACAGUGGGGGUGAUGGUAGUGGUGGCAAUGAAGGUGAUAGUGGUGGAAAUAGAGGUGGUGGCGGUGGUGGUGCGGUGACCCUGGAGGUUGCAACGAUGGUGGUGGUGGACGGUUGUGGUAGAGGUGAUGGUAAAGGUGGUGAGGGAGGAGGGUGGAGGGUAACGUACUAG
Molecule: messenger RNA, 390 nt
Organism: Lotus japonicus
Lineage: Eukaryota; Viridiplantae; Streptophyta; Magnoliopsida; Fabales; Fabaceae
Product: glycine-rich cell wall structural protein 1.0-like
Exons: 2
Coding region: 1-390 (129 amino acids)
Source: RefSeq, a predicted model, not a curated record